Messenger RNA from Diaporthe amygdali, 729 nucleotides. RefSeq lists its product as uncharacterized. Gene Ontology annotation, cellular component: endoplasmic reticulum; lipid droplet. The transcript has 3 exons. The coding region runs from base 1 to 729 and encodes 242 amino acids. Gene Ontology annotation, molecular function: triacylglycerol lipase activity; acylglycerone-phosphate reductase (NADP+) activity. Gene Ontology annotation, biological process: triglyceride catabolic process; phosphatidic acid biosynthetic process. The record is from RefSeq and is a predicted model, not a curated record. Lineage: Eukaryota; Fungi; Ascomycota; Sordariomycetes; Diaporthales; Diaporthaceae.
AUGUCAAAGGUUGAGAGCUUGUCUGAUGUUCACAUUCUUCAGCUUGAUGUCACGAGCGCGACGGACAUUCAAGCCGCCAAGGCUGUCGUGAGCGACAAAACCGGAGGCUCUCUGUCGUACCUCAUCAACUGCGCAGCUCGCAAUCACUUCAUGCCGCUGAUAGAUGAAAGUAUUGCGGAGGCCAAAAAGGUCCACGACACUAAUAUCUGGGGGCCGCUCGCUGUGACGCAGACUUUUGCGCCUCUGUUGAUCAAGGCUAAAGGCACUAUUGUCUUCAUCACCUCCGUCGCCGGCCACUUGAACACACCUUACCAAGGGACAUAUGCUGCUUCCAAAAUGUCUGAGGAGAUCAUAGCAGAGACCAUGCGACUAGAGCUUGCACCGUUUGGAGUGAAAGUUCUUUCUAUCGUAUCCGGAGCUCUGAGAACUAUGGGUCAGAGUCAUUUCGAUGAUUGGAAGUUGCCAGCAGACUCUCUAUACGCAUCUGUUGAAGAGACCAUCCGCACCAGGGCUCGCGGGAAAGAAGGGGCACCCAGAAUGGAACCUGAGGACUAUGCUAAGCGAGUAGUUUCAGAAAUCACGGCUAGACGAACGGGCAAGUUCUGGUACGGCGCAAGCGCUGGAAUUGUCAAAUUCGGUGUCUCAUACCUUCCUACAUGGCUAAUGGACACUGGCGUGCAGAUGAAGACGGGGCUCGAUGUUGUGGCGAAACAGUACUCCAGCAAAUGA